CCAGAACCCGGAAGCUGGGGACCCACGUGGGAGUCUGGGAGGCGACCGUCUUGGCUCUAGGGUCAGGUUGUGAGCAGUCCUUGAACGGGGACGAAGUGUGGAAAGCCAACGGGUCCUCCCCAGCUGUCUGUCAGUGGAGUCCCGGGCGCUGCUGGAGCAAUGCGACUCCUCCGGACGGUCGGGUCCUUCGAUCGCCUGCUCGCCCGCUCUCUCUCCUCCGUGGCUCCGCGCGGGGUGCGGCCCGGCGGGGAGGAGCUGAGUCGCUUGCUUCUGGAUGACUUGGCGCCGGCCCAGAAGCUGGAACGUCUGUUAGGUCUGUCCCCAUGCCUUCUGGCCUUGCGGGCCGCUCGCCGGCGCGUGGCCCGGCUCCUGCUCCAGGCCGGUAAGGCUGGGCUGCAGGGGGAGCGGGCCGAGCUGCUCCGGGUGGCCGAGGCUCGGGGCAUCCCUGUCUUGAGGCCCAGGCGUCAGAAACUGGAUGCCUUGUGCGGCUACCAGGUGCACCAGGGCGUGUGCAUGGAGGUGAGCCCGCUGCGACCCCGGCCUUGCGACGAGGCGGCUGACACGAGCUCAGGCGACGACCCUCAGCAGCUGUGGCUCGUCCUCGAUGGGCUCCAGGAUCCCCGCAAUCUCGGGGCUGUGCUGCGCUCCGCUCACUUCCUCGGAGUAGACAGGGUCAUCACCAGCCGGAGAAACAGCUGUCCGCUUACUCCAGUAGUCAGCAAGGCCAGCGCUGGGGCUAUGGAGGUGAUGGACGUGUUCGCCACUCCUGACCUGCCCGGUUUUUUGCAGGCCAAGGCCCAGCAGGGGUGGCUCGUGGUGGGCACAGUGGGCUGCCCAGGUCCUGAGAUCUCCCAGUCUUCCAAGGUCCCCAUCACUAGCUGCUUGGAGUUCGUCUGGGACCAGCCUACUCUCCUGGUGCUGGGCAAUGAGGGCUCUGGUCUGUCCCAGGAAGUUUUUGCCUCCUGCCAGCAGCUCCUUACUAUUCUGCCCAGACGCCACCUACCUCCCGGUCUUGAGUCCUUGAAUGUAUCUGUGGCUACAGGAAUUCUGCUACACUCCAUUUGCACCCAGAAGAAGGGUUUCCCUGGACAGGAGACAGAACAGCUUCUCCAAGACUCCUGAGAACCCUUAGCUACAUCUGAGGGACUCAGAGAAAAGCCCAGUACCCAGGACUACCAUUGUGGUCAGAAAAACAGGCAAAAUGUGGGCUGAUAUAGACUGUCUGAGAUGCGCGUGCGUAGGAAUCGGAAUGAGUCACACAUCCGUCCUCAGGCGUGGAUGUAAUGGGCCCUUUACUUGUAAGAGCCUGUUUACUGGCUACAGUCAGGAGACUUUAGAGACCAAAAGAAGUUUCAUAUCCAGUUGGAAAUGAUAGUUUGCUAGUUUCCAGGACAGAUUAGGACAGACAGUUCUGUCCUGGAUCCCAGUAGAAGUCAGGGGGCCGUCUUGGCAUGCGGAGGAACCAGGCAGUCCAGUGCAGGGUGUAUGGAAGGUGAGGGUGAGUUUGUAGAGGGAAGCUGAGUGGACAGGUACAUAUGCCAGAUGCAGCUGAGCUGUCAUGCCCAGUCUCUCCAUUAGGUGGCAGUCUUGCUCUUUGCACCAUAGUUUUGCAGCCCCUCACAGGGAGAUCCCUUUGUGUGUGUAUGUGGGGGAGGGAGGGGCUGGGGUGGAAGGGAGGGGAUGGGGUGGGAGGGGGGAAAUUUAGAGACAGGGAAAAUAGCCAACAGCUUCCAGAUACUGGCCAGUCCAGCCCAGUGGAGGGAACCUAUAAUCCCAGGCCGUUGUUGCCUUUUUGAGUGUGAGACGCUGUGAAGUCAGGGUUACUUUUGUGCAACCCUACUAGGCUUGCUCCCCUCCUCCAGGGUCCCAUAAGUGGAGCAGAAGUGAUAUUGCCAAGUAGUGGUCCCACUGUGGGCUGCACGGUGGAACACCUAAUAAGCUUUAAACAAACCAACGCAGCAGCUACUGUGUGCUGUGGGAAGGGCAGUAUGUUAUGGUAUGUUUUGUGUUGUUUUGUUUGGAGACAGGGGUUUAAUGUUCUGUGUACCUAUGGUGUCCCAAACCUUACUAUUUAUCUGAGGAUUACCUGGAACUUUUGAUCCUCUUACCCCACUAUGCCCAAUUUAUAUGUUUCUGGGGAUAGAUCCCAGAGCUUUGUGCAAGCUGGGCAUUCACUCUGCCAGCACAGCUACACCUGAGCCCUAGGCUGGAUAAUUCUCUGCUGUAGGAACCGUCCAGAGCAUCCUGAGCGGUAUCCACUAGAUGGCAGGGAGUCUUUACCCCAUCUGUCAUUAUGAAACCCAAACUGUCUCUACACAUGCCCAGACAUCUCUGACCAACAGCCCUGAGAGUGGGAUGGGAGGACAGCAACCCUGGAAUUGUAAUCCUGGAUGCUCAUCCCAACUCUGGUGAUGAGUUGCCUCCAUGCCUUCUUUGUAUCCUCGGAAGAUGUAUGCAGUAGGUGCCCAAUAAAUGAAUACCUCCUUCCUCUGUAA
Molecule: messenger RNA, 2495 nt
Organism: Mastomys coucha (southern multimammate mouse)
Lineage: Eukaryota; Metazoa; Chordata; Mammalia; Rodentia; Muridae
Gene: Mrm1
Product: mitochondrial rRNA methyltransferase 1
Exons: 5
Coding region: 160-1122 (320 amino acids)
Biological process (GO): rRNA methylation
Cellular component (GO): mitochondrion
Molecular function (GO): RNA binding; RNA methyltransferase activity
Source: RefSeq, a predicted model, not a curated record